Messenger RNA from Episyrphus balteatus (marmalade hoverfly), 1924 nucleotides. It is a transcript of the gene Sin1, whose product is annotated as stress-activated map kinase-interacting protein 1. The transcript has a single exon. Lineage: Eukaryota; Metazoa; Arthropoda; Insecta; Diptera; Syrphidae. Gene Ontology annotation, cellular component: TORC2 complex; plasma membrane; cytoplasm. The record is from RefSeq and is a predicted model, not a curated record. Bases 141 to 1691 code for a protein of 516 amino acids. Gene Ontology annotation, molecular function: phosphatidylinositol-4,5-bisphosphate binding. Gene Ontology annotation, biological process: TORC2 signaling.
CAUACUUGACUGACAAGCGCUUCUUAUGUCACUCAUAAAAUAGAAAAAAAAAAAUAUUAAUUUAUAAAUCAUAUUUAUUUUUCUUGCAUUUUCUUUAAUUUUUUUCAAUUAAAUCAAAGUAAUUUGAUCAAAUCUUCAUCAUGGCAACUUACAACAAUCCACAUUGGCUCCUCUCCCACAUCCGCAACUCCUUCAUCUCCACCGAUGACACAGGUAUGUGUGAAACAGUUAUGCUUAGCGAUGACCUGCCAAAGCAAUACUUGAAAAAGUUCCAAACUCCACAACAACAACAACGUGCAACUAUCAGAAAAGUCGGAACCAAAAAUAAUCCUAGACCACCCGAGACUGCUCUAAGCGAAGUCGAUUUUGUUUGCUAUCCUGGCCUAGAUCAAAGCGACGACGAAGACAUGGAUUUAGCCUCACAAUCUUUUGAUAUACAAAUGUAUCCAGAAAUUGGUUCACAUAGAUUUCGUUCAAACACAGCGCAAAAGUUGGAAAAAAUGGACAUUGCCCGGCGAAAAGCCGCCCGAACCAAAUGCGUCAACUUCGAAGAUCAAUCGACAGUUGGCGGCGAAAGGGCAGACCUUUUUAUCCGCAAAUCUGUCGGCAAUGCCAAAGAGAAGAAAAACAGUCGUCUUUCUCUCGAAUUGAUCAAUAGUCCAAAACAAACUGCCAACAAGUUUGUCGAAUUCUCCCGAUUUGACGGCGCUGCCCAAACGGGAAUGCAAACUAAACGCAUUAAUGUCUUUAUAAACAUGUUGCCAGAAAAAGAACGCAACUAUCCAAUGAAGAUUUGCGUCCUGGCAAAUGCAAAAAUCCAAGAAGUCAUUGGAUUCAUUUGUUACAAAUGCGUUAUUCAAUACCCCGACAUCCCGCUCAAAUCGAUCCGACAUUACGGACUUUACAUGACCGAAGACAACGACGACAUGGAGGACUUUCCUCCUCUAGACGUUCGAGAGCCAUGCUCCAAGUUUGGCUUUAGUCAUUUGACUUUGGCCGAACGUCGUCCUUUGGCUCAUGUGACACGAGUCGAUUAUCGCUCGCUGUCAAUGACGUCGGAGGAUGAGAAAGCUGGCGAGGCUGCUGUCCAUGAUGUUCAUGGAAGCGGUGGCAAUCUCGCCUGUUACGAAGAACGAAUGAUGGACCACAACGACAUGAUCGAUGCGCCAAUGUAUCGCACAUACAAACUGAAUAUUAUCGAUAAGCGUUUCUUUAAAUCCGAGGUGCAAUUGGGCAUCUCGGGGGAACGUAUUGAAAUUGAUCAACAGAAAAAUUCGUCUAAAUUUUGGACGAAACAAAAGGCAAUGACUUAUCCAAUCGACUGUAUUGCUUUUUGUGAGAUUGUAGAAAGACGACAAAACAAGUCGAUAGUUAGGAUUUGGAUAAAACCUCAAUUGCCAGAGAGUUUUUUGUCAGCCACAUCGAAACAUCCAGCUUUGACUGCUAUUAGUGGGUCGCCUAGUAGCCCGCAACACUUUAAUACAACCACAUGCUCGUCGACUUCGUCGUCGUCGUCUAGUGCGCCAGCAGUUCGGUUUAAGCACUAUGACUUUGAGACAGAUCCAACGCAAGCGCAGAGGAUAUUGAAUAAAAUGAAUUUUAUUUUGGAUGUGCGUUCGAGUGAUACGAGGAGGGAAUUUAUAGCAGCGCGGGAGAAAAAACAGGAAAAACAUGGAAAGAAAAAGAACUGACCUCCAAGGAGGAGGAUGGUUCAGAUUGUUUUCUAAGGAGAUUUCCUUUGACGAUUCUGUGAUUUGUAUUUUUAACAACCUUUUUAAAUUAAAAUUAAAACGAAAAAUAUGUAAGCAGAUUGGUAGCAUGUUUGUCUUCGAAAAAAUAAAAACAGCAUUUUGGUAUUAAUUUUAUGUAACUGAAAAUAAAAAUAAAAUUAAAAUAGAAAUUGUAAUCAUAAAAAAAUAAAUUG